AUGUGGAGACUCUUCCUGGCGCUGAUAGCAGCAACUGCUAUACUGGUACACAGUCCAGCCUCCGCGUUGACGACAUCUACUACCGGCAUGACGCAGACGACCCCUAGCCUUUCGGUCCCUGUUUAUGUAGGAAAACCGAGCAAAGACUUUAGCACGCGGCACCUAAGGAUCCGCCACAUGAAAGACGACAAGGUUGGGGACAGCGAAAAGAAUGAAGAGCGCCUGAUCAAAACCUUCGAGUCUUGGGUGAGGUACAAGCUAUUGCAGCUACACCCCAAAUUCAGGCAAGUCAAGCUACAUCCCGGUCGAGUCUUUACGCUCUUAGGCUUAGAUGGACUUCACGAAAUGGCCAUCUAUCACCCUGGCUGGAAGAGGUACGUGGACUACUCGCAGAAGUGGCGAAGCAACAACCGACUAAAACGUUUCUAA
Molecule: messenger RNA, 429 nt
Organism: Phytophthora infestans T30-4
Lineage: Eukaryota; Oomycota; Peronosporomycetes; Peronosporales; Peronosporaceae
Product: secreted RxLR effector peptide protein, putative
Exons: 1
Coding region: 1-429 (142 amino acids)
Source: RefSeq, a predicted model, not a curated record